AUGCUACUGAAUUUCGUAUUUAUAUUAACUAUCCUUUUAGUUAAUAUAUCUAAAAUCAAUUCAUUUUAUUUACCAGGAGUUGCCCCAACAGAUUAUAAACAAGGAGAACAAAUACCUUUAUUAGUAAAUCAUUUAACUCCUUCAUUACAUCAUGUUAGUCAUCAAAAUAAAAUAAAAUCUGCAACAUAUGUUUAUUCUUAUGAUUAUUAUUAUCCAAAAUUUCAUUUUUGUCAACCUGAAGGUGGUCCAAAAAAGCAACUGGAAUCAUUAGGUUCUAUUAUAUUUGGUGAUAGAAUUUUUAAUUCACCUUUUGAUAUUAAAAUGUUAGAACCAGUGAAUUGUAAACAAUUAUGUACUUCAACUUAUCCAAAAUCUGAUGCUGUAUUUGUUAAUAGAAAUAUUAGAGCUAGUUAUAGUCAUAAUUGGUUAGUUGAUGGAUUACCAGUUGCAAGAAUUGUUGAAGAUCAAAGAACAAAUUCCCAAUUUUAUGGUACUGGUUUUCAUAUUGGUGAAGUUAAUAAAGAUCAUGCAGCAGUUUUAUAUAAUCAUUUUGAUAUAAAAAUUGAGUAUCAUAAAAGAGGAGAAAAUCAAUUUAGAGUAGUUGGAGUAACUGCAACUCCUGCUUCAUUAGAUAGAUCAGAAUUACCUGAAAAUUCACCAGCUGAUGCUUAUUGUUCAGUAGGAGAAUUAAAACAAUUACAUUUAGAUAAAGAUAAAGAUACAGAAGUAUUAUUCACUUAUUCUGUUAGAUUUGAAGAAAGUGAUAUAGUAUGGGCAACAAGAUGGGAUCAAUAUUUACAUGUUUAUGAUCCAAAAAUCCAAUGGUUUUCAUUAAUUAAUUUUUCAUUAAUUGUAUUGAUUUUAGGAAUUGUUAUUGCUCAUAUUUUAAUAAGAACUUUGAAAAAUGAUAUUGUAAAAUAUAAUGAAGUUAAUUUAGAUGAUGAUUUAACUGAUGAAAGUGGUUGGAAAUUAAUUCAUGGUGAUGUUUUUAGAUCUCCACCUCAAAGACAAUUAUUAUCAAUUUUAGUUGGUAGUGGUGUACAAAUUUUCUUUAUGGCUUUUGUUACUAUAAUUUUUGCAUUAUUUGGUUUAUUAUCACCAUCGAAUAGAGGAUCAUUAUCAACUUUUAUGUUUGUUGUUUAUAUGUUAAGUUCUAUUAUUUCAUCAUUUGUAUCUGGAUAUAUUUACAGAUUCUUAGGUGGUGAAGAUUGGAAAACUAAUUUAAUUUUGACACCUAUUUUAGUACCAGGUGGAUUAUUUGGAAUUUUCAUUUUCCUUAAUUUCUUUUUAAUAUCAGUUGAGUCUUCAGGAGCUUUACCUAUGGGAACAAUGGUCACUAUAAUAGGAAUUUGGUUUGUUGUAUCAAUUCCUUUAUCUGUUGUUGGAUCCAUUUUAGCAUCCAAAAGACCUUUGUUAGAUAUCCCAGUAAGAACAAAUCAAAUUCCAAGACAAAUUCCACAACAACCUUGGUAUUUAAAAUUAAUUCCAAUUAUGUUUAUCAGUGGUAUUUUCCCAUUUGGAUCAAUUGCUGUAGAGAUGUAUUUCAUAUAUUCAUCAUUAUGGUUUAAUAAGAUUUUUUAUAUGUUUGGAUUCUUAUUUUUUUGUUUUUUAUUAAUGACUUUAACAACAAGUUUAAUUACUAUAUUGAUGAUUUAUUAUACUUUAUGUUCAGAAAAUUAUAAAUGGCAAUGGAAAUCAAUUUGUAUAGGUGGUGGAUGUGCUAUUUAUGUGUUUAUACAUUCAAUUUUCUUGACUGGUGGUGAAAAACUAGGUGGAUUAACAUCCUUUGUUUUAUACAUUGGUUAUUCCAUUGUUAUAUCAUUAUUAGUUUUCCUUUGUUGUUCAAGUAUUGGAUUCAUUAGUAGUUUAUUAUUCGUGAGAACAAUCUACGCACAAAUUAAGAUUGAUUAG
Molecule: messenger RNA, 1911 nt
Organism: Lodderomyces pseudojiufengensis
Lineage: Eukaryota; Fungi; Ascomycota; Pichiomycetes; Serinales; Debaryomycetaceae
Gene: EMP70
Product: Emp70p
Exons: 1
Coding region: 1-1911 (636 amino acids)
Biological process (GO): protein localization to membrane; vacuolar transport
Cellular component (GO): fungal-type vacuole membrane; endosome
Source: RefSeq, a predicted model, not a curated record